AUGAGAUGCAUCCGGCCCGCGGUUGGGGGCUAUAAUCAACCGUUCCGUGCCAAGUUGGCGUCACAGGUGUCAGUCAACAAGAAGGCCGUUGGGAUGCGAACACAUGAUGCCAUUAGCAGAGAGGGAUCCUCUUCCAUAAGCUCGUCCUCCGUCGAUGCACCGACGCCUCGAUGUCACUGUGGCGUCAGGUCGCCAAUCAGAUCCGCUUGGAAAUGUGACUAUCCGGGCAGAAGGUUUUAUGGAUGUUCUGGGUACAGAACCAGCAGGAAAUGCUCGUUCUUUCAGUGGUACGAUCCAGAGCCCCCACCUCGUUACUCCGACGUCAUUCGCAGGUUGCUAGAAACGAACGAGGGCAUUAGAAGCGAGAACAUGGAGUUGAAGAAGACAAGACAGGAACUCCUAGACGAGCUGCGUUCUUUGCAACAUAGUUUGUAUGAAACAAGGGCAAAUCUGGAGGCCGCCAUUUCAGCAUCUACGGCCAUGGAAGACAACAUGCUUGCGAGUGUCGCGACGACGAGGAGGCGAGGUGUUCUGAUCACCGUGUUGAUAUCCGCGAUCAUUUUGUUGGUUUUUUUACCGGUGAAGAUCGCUUGA
Molecule: messenger RNA, 594 nt
Organism: Arachis duranensis
Lineage: Eukaryota; Viridiplantae; Streptophyta; Magnoliopsida; Fabales; Fabaceae
Exons: 3
Coding region: 1-594 (197 amino acids)
Molecular function (GO): zinc ion binding
Source: RefSeq, a predicted model, not a curated record